Molecule: messenger RNA, 2454 nt
Organism: Naegleria lovaniensis
Lineage: Eukaryota; Heterolobosea; Eutetramitea; Acrasida; Naegleriidae
Exons: 1
Coding region: 1-2454 (817 amino acids)
Biological process (GO): protein phosphorylation
Molecular function (GO): protein kinase activity; ATP binding
Source: RefSeq, a predicted model, not a curated record
AUGGUUUUGCACGAAAUGGUUGAAUACAAUACUUCUUCGUCCACCACAUCAUCGUCACUUCAAGCUUGUUCCUCAACACCAUCCAAGAAAUCAUUCAACACAACAACUGCAGCUACAACCGUCAUGAACAAGAAGGUUUCUAUUGCAGCUGCUGUUAAUUCUUCAUCAAGCAUCUGCGGUACUCAACAACAACAAAUAGCAGCAGCAACAUUAAAGGGCGAGAAGAGUGUCAUGGUUGUGACUAAUGCAUUGGGAGGCACAAAGCAGCAAUUACCGUUAUUGAAUGGUCCGACUGCAAAUGUACCCGUGAUUGAGCAUGUUGCUGCAGCAACGACUCCAAAGAAGGGUUUGUUGAAGAGAAUUUCCCAUCAGUUGUCUCACUCUUCGUCCAUGAUUGUGGACAGUGUGUUGAGCAUUCGAAGUCACUCGUCAACUUCUCAGCAAGCAGAUGAGGAUUUGGGUGUAUUCUUUUCCAAACACCAUAUCCAUGCUCCACAAUCACACUUAAAUAAGGAAUCGAAAUCAAUGGAUGAUGUGUUAAUAUUGGCCACAAAAGAGAAGAAGCUCAAAGUUGAUCCUGAAAACAGCAGUAGUAGUGGUAGCGGCGUUGUUUCUGUGAUUGCAAAUGAUACUGUAUCAAGCGCGCAGUUCAAUGGAAGUGUUCCAAUCUUGACUCCUGCAGUGGCGAGUGGAGGAAAACCAUCCUCAAUGGUUGCAACCGAAUCGAUUCAAUCCAAUGAAACCGUUGUGGAUAACUCUCACAUUGAAUCUCCUUGUACAACGCUAAAGCUAUCGCACUCACUACAACAGUUGCAAACACCAAAAUCUCACCGUUCAACUACGCACAAGUUUUUUUCACAUGAACCAAAAAAAGGAAAUCACCACAUGCAUUCACAUCUCCUGAAAAGGAGAAAUACAAUGGUGGUAUCGGACGGUAGAUCAGCCGCUGAACCUCUUUUUCAUUAUUCGAGAAGGUUGAGUGUUGAUCAUGCAACCAUGGACAAUGUUUGGGGAAGAAUCAUGUACAACUCUGAGAGAGAAAUGAUUUUUCUAAAUUUUGAGAAUUUAAAGAUUGAAUCUGUUAAACAUUUGCAAAAUAUUGCGACAUGUAUUUCAACACUAUUAGGAGAGACAGAGGAAAAGGUUGAGCAUCAUCAUCAUCAUCAUAUUCAUCCUCUUCGAGUAUUCUCUCGAAAAUCUAAAGAGGCUCAUGUUGAAAAGCACAAAGUGAAAUGUUUUUUGAAUGAUGACGAUUUAGAUUGCCCUCCACAAUUACUGGAAAUGUAUACUCAAAUUGUUCAUCUUAAUCCAAUGUUUGAGUCUGUGACCAAGUACACCAAUAAGAGCGUCUUGCAAGAGCAUCAGAAACGAAUUCAACAAUCUCUAGUGGAGUGCGAAAUUUAUUUGAAAACUCAUCCAUGUAUUUUAGAUCGAUUUGUGGCCAACCCUGACGAACAUAUUGGAAAGGGAACGUAUGGCACAGUGUCAGUGGCACUAGAUUUGAGCCUUGGGCGAAAAGUUGCAGUGAAACGUUUAUGUCGAAAAACAAUGAAACUAAUUGGCAUUGAAGAUCAUGUGCGAAAUGAAAUGGCAAUUCUCAAGUUAAUUAAGGAAAAUCCUCAUCCCAAUAUUGUUCAAGUUCUUGACGUCUAUGAAGGAGAAGAAGAAUUCUUAUUUGUCAUGGAAUACUUAUCAGGUGGCUGCUUGGACAAUCCACUGGUGGAAAAUGAGCAGCAUUCAGAACGUCAAGUUCAAAUAUAUUUUGCUCAAUUAGUGAACGCAUUGGAUCACCUUCACAACAAGCUAGGAGUUAUUCAUCGUGAUAUUCAACCAUCCAAUUGUUGCUUGGAAGGAGGUAGCAGCACGAGUCCUACGCAUGAUACUUUGGAAAUUUCAAAGUGUGUGAAAUUGGUCGAUUUCGGAAUGAGUUGUUUCUUCAAGAGUGACAAUGUUUCACAAAAGACACAAACUUUAUUUUGUGGUAGCAGUCACUAUGCUUCUCCAGAGAUGAUUCUCAAGAAACCCUAUGGACCUGAAAUGGAUGUCUAUGCACUGGGAGUUUUAGCUUACAAACUACUAACUGGAUACAUGCCAUUUCGAGGAGCUCAACAAAAACUCUUAAUGCAAUUUACAAUAUCAUUGGAUGACCCUGAUGAAGAUGAUGAAAACUCUUCAGAUUGUUACAUGUGUGACGACGACGAGAGAGUGAAAUUGUCUCCUGCCUGUCGAGAUUUGAUAAAGAAAAUGUUAGAAGUGAAUGCCGAGACAAGAUAUGGAUUGGAACAAGUCAAGCAGCAUGAAUGGUAUCUUCAAGGAAAUGAAAUUGUCAAACAAAUGUAUGCUGCCAUGCAGCAACAAGCACAACACCAUGAGGACCAUUUGGACGAUCAUGAACAUGUUGCUGAGGAUAUGACGACUCAUCAUGUGGAUGACAUGACAGACAUCAUUUCAUAA